Messenger RNA from Colletotrichum phormii, 1122 nucleotides. RefSeq lists its product as uncharacterized. Lineage: Eukaryota; Fungi; Ascomycota; Sordariomycetes; Glomerellales; Glomerellaceae. The transcript has a single exon. Bases 1 to 1122 code for a protein of 373 amino acids. The record is from RefSeq and is a predicted model, not a curated record.
AUGGCGCGACCCUUGAUACACGUCAUGUUCCCGUUCAUCACACUGGCUGGACUCUACGCUGUCUCAAACUUGAUGAUGAACUCUGGUCACGCUCAAAUGUUCACCGAUAGGCGAGCGUCGGCACCGCCCUUGCUUCCAGACAACAAAACACCCCUGCUCACAUUCUACACCGGGGUCCCGCCCCUGGACUCGUAUCUCGCCAACCUGCAAUUCAGCAUUAUUCCAACAGUCGAUGGCUCGUUCCCGGCUUUAUCUCUCCUGGGAUGGCACUGGACGGGGCUUAUAUUGGCCGUCUUCACCGUCAUGCUAGUCGAAAGCCUACGAACACGGCGCGCGAGGGAUCUGAUUCCUUUCGCACUCUGGGGCCUCGCCAUACAGUAUGCCGGGUACUUCAUCAUCAUGCCUCUGUACUGUUAUGUAUCCCUGCUCUCUCAACCACCUCAAAGUCAUUCAAGGCUACCGACCGUUGCUGCCAUUCAAGCCGUUUCGGCCUCAGUCCUCAUUGGAUUUGCGAUCCCGUCGGCUAUCAUGUGUCUGCCGAGCAACUAUCUUUCUGGCCAGUCAAGACAAAUCGCUGUAGCUGUCUGGCAAAACUUCCCUGCGUGGAUGGCCCUAGUACAGGUUGUCACCAUGUCUUUGAUGCGAGCCAACCCAGCACAAGAAACGAAGGAACACAAGGCUAAGGAUGGCGAGCUCGGCCGUUGCACGUCAGCGCUUCGUAACUUGUACAAAGCUACUGCAAUAGUCUCGGCCUUGAUCCAUGUCUUGGGUCUCAUACCCAUUGUCUCCGCUGCGAUUGGCAAGCUGGAGACUUCCGGAAGUUCGCCAUAUGCGCAGCUGCGACCCGCGACCUUCUUUCUACCGCAGAGGUGGGAUAGUGAGACCCAGAUUAGCGGGAUGGCAGAAGGCGCAUUCAACUUUCUCCGUUAUGACUACUACAUCGGCACCGCCGCGGCUUUCGCGUGGGUCGUAUUUCUUCAGCCUUCACUGCGGGUAAAGGGUGAUACUUGGUUGGCUGGUAGAGAGGCGACAUGGAAUAUUGCUCUCACAUUCUUGUUUGGGCCUGGUUUCACUAUCGUAAGCCUAAUGGAACGGAGACUUGAUUACGGACUCAGCAUCUAG